AGGUAGUCUACAUUUUCUUUGACUGCUUCUUGAUACAUGAAUUUGGGUUUGUUUGCAACUUUUGUCUGCUUUUUUUAACUUCACCUUUUGUGAUUGACUGAUAUGUUAAAAGGCACUUAAGAAGAGUUGAGUUUCUCCUCCUAUUGUAUCCAAAAGAUUCAUGAUGAGGAACAUAGAAGUGGAUGACCAUUAUUUAAAUCGUAGAAUCCCAGCCGAAAUUGCCCAAAAUUUGAAAGAUUUUUUUCCUGAGCAUUGUGAUCUUACUUAUGAAGAGCUUCUUCUACAGCAGGUACUUUGGAAUGAAGUUUUGGUUGCUUUCUUGAAUCAGAAAAGAGGAGAGACGUGCUUCUGUUUAACAAUCAGGCCCUCAGUUUUCAUAGGAAGAGGUCUUGUGUUCAUAGUUUCCCUAUUAUGUUGCAGGAAAGUGUUUAUAUGUCGAUUCAAGCAAAUGGCAGGAACAAGGAUAGAUCUUCUGAUCAUGUUCAAAAAAGUGACUGGAGUGAGUUCUCGGGACAAGAAGGUGAAUCUUCGCAGGUUGGAAAUCUCGAGUGUCAAGUAGCUCUAGAUGAAGCUUUAGCUAGAUCCUUGCAAGAGUUAGGG
Messenger RNA from Ilex paraguariensis (yerba mate), 600 nucleotides. NCBI's taxonomy places the organism in Eukaryota, Viridiplantae, Streptophyta, Magnoliopsida, Aquifoliales, Aquifoliaceae. The record is from the annotation of a GenBank genome assembly.